Biomphalaria glabrata is the source of this 4954-nucleotide messenger RNA. Its product is annotated as circularly permutated Ras protein 1-like. Lineage: Eukaryota; Metazoa; Mollusca; Gastropoda; Planorbidae. The transcript has 16 exons. Gene Ontology annotation, cellular component: COPII vesicle coat; plasma membrane. Gene Ontology annotation, molecular function: GDP binding; GTPase activity; zinc ion binding. Gene Ontology annotation, biological process: signal transduction; intracellular protein transport; endoplasmic reticulum to Golgi vesicle-mediated transport. The record is from RefSeq and is a predicted model, not a curated record. Bases 196 to 2784 code for a protein of 862 amino acids.
CGUAGUCUAUAUAUAAGAUAAACAAAUCCGUUUGGCUAGACUCAAUAUCUAUCAUGAUUUAAACCUAUCUCGUUGUAGGCCUAUUUCAAUUCAUAUACAAUUGAUAUAAACAUACUCUUCCAAAGUCCGGAUAUUUUCUAUUUUCUAACCUAUCUAGAUAAAUUAAAGACAGCUCUAAUAUAAUCUGCAAUCUCAAUGGAGCUUGGUAGUACAUUUGUCUAUCUCGGCAAUGAUGCCGAAGAUGAAGAAGAGAUCCAAAUAUCUGAAGUAAACAACAUUGCUAUUUCUGACAGUGAUUCAGAUACUAAUGAUGAUGAUAAUCAGACAUGUCUCCUUGAUAUCCUGGACACAGCUGGACAAGAAGAGUACUCAGCACUUAGGGACCAGUAUGUGCAAUCAGGAAAUGGUUUUCUCAUUAUAUAUAGCAUUACCGACAGAGAGAGUCUCAAAGAAGCUGAAACUAUUUACAACUGGCUAAAGAGAGUGAAGUCAGACACUCCUUAUGCUAUCCUUGUAGCUAAUAAACAAGAUAUGAUAUCCGAAGCUAUAGUGACAUCACAAGAAGGGAAAGAUCUUGCUACUAGAUUAGGCAUUCCAUUUUAUGAGACAUCAGCCAAAACUGGAACUGAUGUUACAGAAGCAUUUUCUGGCCUUAUUAGAACUAUCCCCAGAGUUAGCUCUGAAUACAAGAUUGUGAUGCUUGGAGCAGGAGCUGUGGGAAAGUCUUGCCUUACUGUCAGAUUUGUCAGUAAUGUUUUUGUUGAUGAAUAUGAUCCAACAAUUGAAGACUCAUAUCGCAAAAUGAUAACUGUUUCUGGACUAAAGCCCCUGAGCAAAGAUGAAAGAAAGAAGUUGAAAAUGAAAAAGAAACAAAGUUCUGUCGCUGAUACUGAAAAUAACAUGUCUAGAAAUUCAAAGUCUAUUGAAGCGUUUAGAACUUUAAAAAAAUUGUUUAGACCUCCUUCAAAACCUCCUCCAAGAUUUAAAGAUGACCAUUUGCCACCAAGGUUUUCAAAUAGGCCUACUGCUAACGGUCUGCUGGAUUCCGACAGAGUUAAAAAGAUAAAAGAGAGAAAAACUGAUGGAAAUGUGAUAUUGAUUCCUUUUAAAAACCUGGCUGAUGACUUGCAACUAGUGACAGGGGACCCAGUCAAGUGUGGUCAGUGCAAAGCUGUACUUACAUCCACAGCCAGACUUGAACAUGAAGGAGAUGCCACAAUUUGGAAUUGUGAAUUCUGUCAUCAUAAAAACACUGACCUUGACAUUUCUGAGGAAGAAAUCCCGAAAGGAGACGUUAUAGACUUUAUGUUAUCCCCUGCUACCAAAACCUCUGCAGAAAGUGAAAAUACUGCAAGCGAUGAGUUGGCAUUAAAGAAAGGAACAUCGGAAGGUGUUAUUGUUUAUUGUAUGGAUAUAAGUUCAUCUAUGGAAGCUACUUGUCAUAUACCAGAAUCUCAAGCUGCCUGGAGAGAAGAAAGAGCCCAGGGGUCAGGGCCUGUUACCAGGGUCACCAGAAUAAGCUGCAUUAAAAGAGCCAUACAAAGACUUGCUGAGCAAUUGAAACUGGAGCAGCCAGACAAGCAUGUAUUACUUUCAGUGUUCAGCUCUGACUAUUACAUCAAAGGAGGCGGUGCUACAGAAAAUCUCCCUGAAUGUCAAGCUUUGGGAAAUAAGACAUUUGAUGAGCUUUUGCAAAUGGGAUUAAAUCUCUCUGCUAGUUAUCCAUUAUUGGACAUCGAACAUUCCCAUGAGUUUAUAGAUGCAGCAGUGAAAGGUUUAGUAACUACUGGAUGCACAGCACUUGGUCCAGCACUGUCCAUAUGCACUGGAUUUGUGAGUAAAAUUCCGGGAUCAGAAAUUGUGCUGUGCACUGAUGGUGAACCCAAUGUUGGUGUUGGUUCAUUAAAUGGUAAUCAAAAUGGUGACUUUUAUAGAAUGAUUGGUAACUACGCCAGAUCAAAAGAUAUAACUAUUAAUAUUUUAGCAGUUGGAGAAGACUCAGUAGGACUGCAUCACGUCAGCGCAGCGGCUGAACUUACAGGGGGAACAACUAAUAAAUUAAAUCCUGUAGAAAUUAUUCGCCAGUUGAGGCUGAUAGCACAAAAUGAGGUUGUGGCCACCACAGUGACUGUAAGAUUGUUUUUGCAACCAGAAUUUGUAUUUGAUGAGCCUGAUUAUGGAGAGAACUUGAACACACUUGAAAAAGAGGUGGGUACUGCCAGGAAAGAAGCCAAUCUGACGUUCAGGUUCAAACUGAAGGAUGCCACACAAGCCAAAAAUUUGAACUCCGUGCCAUUUCAGGCUCAAAUUUGUUACACACGUAAAGAUGGAAUGCGCUGUUUGAGAGUUUUGAGUAAACAGACAGAAGCAACUAGUGAUAGACAAACCAUGGAACAGAACAUCAACAUUGCUGUAAUGGGUGUGUCGGCUAUGAAGACUACAGCUAAAUUGGCCAACGCAGGAAAAAAUAUUGAUGCUCAACACCACCUUAAAAAUGUGAAACGUUUAGUUCAUCGUGGAGCAGUAACAGCUGACAAGCAAGAGCAGACAUUAGCAUUUCGCUCUGAGAUUGCAACUUUGGAGAAAGGCUUAUUAGAAGAUUUAAGUUGUAAUGGAGACAAUGCUACUAUUGCAACGAGUGACUUGAAAACUAAAAUGUUACAAACUGCCUACAAUACCAGAACCACUAGAUUUGCUUCUAACAGUGUGAAGGCCAGAGGUCAUUUUAAAGUCAUGUCUUCUGCUCAAAAGCUAAGCUACUAUGACUAUAAAGAUGAUGAAUAAAUAAUUGUGUGCCUUUCAUUAUUUACUUUGCUAUUUGUACAGCCAAAAAGUGUCUUUUUAAAAUUAUUUUCAACUAGGUACUUACCAGUUGUACCUGACGUCAAAGUAGAAGGUUCUCAUAAGGUUUCAUAUAUCCUUGAAUAUAUUUAAAACUAAACCUGCCUUUUGGGUUGAAAACAUAAACAUAACAAGUAACAUGAAAAAAAAAAUAAUUUUUUUUUUUUAAAUCGAUGAACUUGAGGGUGGUCUAUAAUUUUUUAUUCUAUAUAUAUUUUUUAGAAUACAUUUGCUUCAUUAUUGUAAAUCGUCUUUACAGUUAGCUAUACAUAGUCAAGUUCUUUUGUUAUUAACUGUUCAGCUAAUGAGACAUUACAUAAAAUGUUAAUGUAUGUCUGUUUAUUUACUGAAUGCAAAGAAACAUUACAAAGAAAAAUUAAAAUGAUCAACCAGAGUUUUCAUUGUUUCGCUAAUAUGAUAGCUAUAAUUUUCACAAAGAUAUAAUAUAAACUGUCAAAUUACUAGGGAAAUCAUUAGAGCCAUUUUCAUAAUACCUAAAGGUGUGGUGGCUUAGCGGUAAAGCGCUUUUCUUCCGAACCAGGGGUCCUGGGAUCAAAUCCUGGUGAAGACUGGGAUUUUUAAUUUCAGGAUCUUUGGGCGCCUCUGAGUCCACCCAGCUCUAAUGAAUACCUGACAUUAGUUGGGGAAAAGUAAAAGCGGUUGGUCGUUGUGCUGGCCACAUAACACCCUCGUUAACGGUAGGCCUCAGAAAUAGAUGACAUUUACGUCAUCUGCCCUAUAGACCACAAGGUCUGAAAGGGGAACUUUACUUUUACUUUUUUAUAUAUCCACUAGUGUCCUAUUUCCAGUUUUUACUUUUUGAACCAAUGAAGAGUUUGUAAGCUAAUAGGAGGAAAAAUACAAUAAACACAUUGUUUCUCUGAAGUACAUUUCAAAUGUUAUUGGUUGCUUUCUUUUUUGUAUGCUGACCUCCGUUUUGAUAUUUGCUUUUAACAUUUGUUUUUUAUUCAUCUUUUUUUUUUAUAUUAAUGUUGCAAAGUUCCGUAUAUAAAAGUUUCCCUGAUGAAACCUUCGACCGAGCUGUGUAUUUUUUUUUUAUUAAAAAUAUGUGUUCAAAUACAUGGAAUUGUUUCUUUUAUGUAAAUAUUUUAUUGUUUUACUAAAAAAAAAACAAUGAUUUUGAGUUGCUUAUUUUUAAAAUGAAUUGUUCAAAUGUUUAUCAUUGUUUAUCUACAUUUUUGAUGCAUAAAUGAAAUAUUUUAUACAAACCAGUAUAUACAUGAAACUGUGAAAUUAGUAUAAAUGCCUUUAUUUUAUAUAAAAAAUGUACUAAAAGAGACAUGAUUUUUCAUCCUUUUAUAUUUUUUAUCACUUUUUCAUGUUUUUGAAGAACUUAAUGAAUACAAAUUAAAUGUGUAAUAUUUAUUGAUUAUUUGGUCUUUCUAUUUAAAUAUGCAACUUAUUAGAUAAAUAAAUAAAUACUUGUAUUUUUCUUUAAUGUACAAUAAAACAAAAAUAUAAAAUAUUAAACUUCAUUAUAUAGAAGCUUUCAGUCAUUGCAUGAUUUUAUCUGCUUAGCAAAAAGAACUAAUUAUGAAUUUUGUAAUAAACAUAAGAAGUAGGCAUUUAAACAAAACAAAAAGAAAGCUCAUAAAAAUGUAUCUUUAUCUUAAAAUCCUCAAACAUUUAUUGUCUACAAAAAUUUAUAAAGUGUAUCUUCAGUUUAGUACCUCUUAAAAAUACAACAUACUAACAAAUGACUCCAUAGUGACUAGCUGAAUGAGUUAUAUUUGAUAUUGAUUCUCAUAACUAGUGGUUUUAGUAAGCUGUGCAGUUAUUGAUUCCCAUGUAGUUUGAAAGCAUGUUAAUGUAAUUAUCAAUACUAUAUAAAAAAAUAAUUUAAUGGUCCUCAAAAACGAUUAUAGUGGGGAUUAUAUUACAGAAAGGAGCUGAUGGCCUGGUACAUAAAUCAAGCCUUAUUUAACUGUCAUCUAAAAAUGAGAAAAUACAAUAGGAUGUGUUUGUUUCAUUGCCAAUUAUAAGAAAACUGUAAUUGACUGUCAAUCACAUUCAAUUGUCUGUUAGAAAUUAUUCAAAUAUUAUUUUGUUUAACUAUUUAAUAAAAAACGAAUAAUUAAACAUUGUAAAGCCA